GACAGACCCUCUUCAGGUCUUGCUCGGUUUCCAUUGAAGGUUUCAUUAACAUUCAUUGUGCACACAUCAUGAUUUCCCGGUUCGCAAAGUCUUUUCUGGCGAUUGUCCUUGGCCUCUUUCUGCUGGCCACAAUAGCAUUCCUUCACCCACCUUCUCGUGCGUACAUCGACCAUGGACUGGCGACUUAUUCGGUGAAUGCGGCGUCGAACAGGAUCUACGCCCUCCUCUUUAUGAUAGCUCACGACCUUUAUCAGCUCAGGGAGGUGUCAUCAUGGUCGAAGCUGGGGAAUGAAACUGCCAAGUAGGUAAUGCGAGAUGCUGUUCAUUGCGUUCUUACACACUUACUACAGGCGGAACUCGGUCGCGCGACUUGGAAGUUGUUGUAUGUAUUCGGAUUAUUGUAUCAUGGACGUCUGCUGAACGCUGUUGCUUAUUGGUGUAAGGUAGACAUACCAUGACUCUACGGUAUCCUGAGCGCCCGUCACAGGACGAGAGAGAUGCUUUGAAUUCGUAUUUGCAUCUUACGUCGCGCCUAUACCCCUGUGGGCCGAAUGCGCAGCCGAAUUUCAAGAAUUGUUGAAGAAAUUCCCGCCACAG
Suillus subaureus is the source of this 597-nucleotide messenger RNA. RefSeq lists its product as uncharacterized. The transcript is spliced from 3 exons. The coding region runs from base 69 to 305 and encodes 78 amino acids. NCBI's taxonomy places the organism in Eukaryota, Fungi, Basidiomycota, Agaricomycetes, Boletales, Suillaceae. The record is from RefSeq and is a predicted model, not a curated record.